AUCCAGAUGCUUCAGUUACUCAUCAAACGAGGCUCAAGGAUCGAUGUCCAGGAUAAGGGAGGAUCCAAUGCCAUCUACUGGGCCUCUCGGCAUGGUCACGUGGAUACUCUGAAAUUUCUCAAUGAGAACAAAUGCCCUUUGGAUGUUAAAGACAAGUCUGGAGAGACAGCCCUUCAUGUGGCAGCCCGAUACGGACACGCGGAUGUGGUGCAGCUUCUCUGCAGCUUCGGUUCUAACCCUGAUUUCCAGGACAAGGAAGAAGAAACCCCCCUACACUGCGCUGCCUGGCAUGGCUAUUACUCCGUGGCCAAAGCCCUCUGUGAAGUUGGCUGCAAUGUGAAUAUCAAGAACCGGGAGGGAGAGACCCCGCUGCUGACAGCUUCUGCCAGGGGCUAUCAUGAUAUCGUGGAGUGUCUGGUUGGACAUGGAGCUGACCUGAAUGCCUCUGACAAGGAUGGACACAUUGCCCUUCAUCUCGCGGUGAGGCGCUGUCAGAUGGAGGUCAUCAAGACCCUCCUCGGCCAUGGGUGCUUCGUGGAUUUCCAAGACAGGCACGGCAACACACCCCUGCACGUGGCCUGCAAAGACGGCAGCGCACCUAUCGUGAUGGCCCUCUGCGAAGCCAGCUGCAAUCUGGACAUCUCAAACAAGUAUGGACGUACUCCUCUCCACCUUGCAGCCAACAAUGGGAUCCUGGACGUGGUCCGCUACCUCUGUCUGAUGGGCGCCAACGUGGAGGCUCUGACCUCGGAUGGCAAGACAGCUGAAGACCUCGCUAGGUCGGAACAGCACGAGCAUGUGGCGGGGCUCUUGGCAAGACUACGGAAGGACACACACAGAGGACUCUUCAUCCAGCAGCUCCGACCCACGCAGAAUCUCCAGCCAAGAAUCAAACUCAAACUGUUCGGCCACUCGGGGUCUGGGAAAUCCACACUGGUGGAGUCUCUCAAGUGUGGGCUGUUGAGGAGUUUCUUCAGAAGGCGCAGGCCCAGGCUCUCCUCCAUGAACUCCACCCGCUUCCCUCCAUCGCCCCUGGCUGCUAAGCCAACAGUCUCGGUGAGCAUUAACAACCUAUACCCCGGCUGUGAGAACGUGAGCGUGAGGAGCCGCAGCAUGAUGUUCGAGCCGGGCCUCACCAAAGGGAUGCUGGAAGUGUUUGUGGCUCCGUCCCAUCACCUGCACUGCUCGGCCGACGACCAGUCCACCAAGGCCAUCGACAUCCAGAACGCUUAUUUGAACGGAGUUGGUGAUUUCAGUGUAUGGGAGUUCUCUGGGAACCCCGUGUACUUUUGUUGCUAUGACUACUUCGCUGCCAAAGAUCCCACAUCCAUCCAUGUCAUCGUUUUCAGUCUAGAAGAACCCUACGAGAUCCAACUGAACCAAGUGAUUUUCUGGCUCAGUUUCUUGAAGUCUCUGGUCCCAGUUGAAGAACCCAUAGCUUUUGGAGGCAAGCUGAAGAACCCACUCCGAGUUGUCCUGGUAGCCACACAUGCUGACAUCAUGAACAUCCCUCGGCCUGCUGGAGGCGAGUUUGGAUAUGAUAAGGAUAUAUCCUUGCUGAAAGAGAUCAGGAACAGGUUCGGGAAUGACCUCCAUGUCUCAAAUAAGCUGUUUGUGCUGGAUGCGGGUGCGUCUGGGUCUAAGGACAUCAAGGUUCUUCGGAAUCACCUGCAAGAAAUACGGAGUCAAAUUGUCUCUGGCUGCCCUCCCAUGACUCACCUGUGUGAGAAGAUCAUCUCAACGCUGCCCUCCUGGCGGAAACUCAACGGACCCAACCAGCUGAUGUCGCUGCAGCAGUUUGUGUAUGACGUGCAGGACCAGCUGAACCCCCUGGCCUCUGAGGAUGACCUCAGGCGCAUCGCGCAGCAGCUGCACAGCACGGGCGAGAUCAACAUCAUGCAGAGUGAGACGGUCCAGGACGUGCUGCUGCUCGACCCUCGGUGGCUCUGUACCAAUGUCCUGGGGAAGCUGCUCUCCGUGGAGACCCCGCGGGCCCUACACCAUUACCGGGGCCGUUAUACCACGGAAGACAUACAACGCCUGGUCCCCGACAGUGAUGUGGAGGAGCUACUACAGAUACUGGAUGCCAUGGACAUCUGUGCCCGGGACCUGAGUAGUGGGACUAUGGUGGAUGUUCCCGCUCUGAUCAAAACAGAUAGCCUGCAGCGCUCCUGGGCGGAUGAGGAGGAUGAGGUGAUGGUGUACGGUGGGGUGCGCAUCGUCCCCGUGGAGCACCUCACUCCCUUCCCCUGUGGCAUCUUCCACAAGGUUCAGGUCAACCUGUGCCGGUGGGUCCACCAGCAGAGUGCCGAGGGUGACGCCGACAUCCGCCUGUGGGUGAGCGGCUGCAGAAUCGCCAACCGAGGCGCCGAGCUGUUGGUGCUGCUGGUCAACCACGGCCAGGGCAUCGAGGUUCAGGUGCGUGGGCUGGAGACGGAGAAGAUCAAGUGCUGCCUCCUGCUGGACUCGGUGUGCAGCACCAUCGAGAAUGUCAUGGCCACCACCUUGCCGGGGUUGUUGACAGUAAAGCACUACCUGAGCCCCCAGCAGCUGCGGGAACACCAUGAACCGGUCAUGGUCUACCAGCCCCGCGACUUCUUCCGCGCUCAGACCCUGAAGGAGAGCUCCCUUACCAACACCAUGGGAGGGUACAAGGAGAGCUUCAGCAGUAUCACCUGCUUCGGGUGUCACGACGUCUACUCACAGGCCAGUCUCGGCAUGGACAUCCACGCGUCAGACCUGAGUCUGCUGACCCGGAGGAAACUGAGCCGUCUGCUUGACCCACCCGACCCCAUGGGGAAGGACUGGUGCCUUCUGGCCAUGAACUUGGGCCUCCCAGACAUGGUGGCCAAGCACAACAUCAGCACCAGGUCGCCUAGGGAUUUCCUUCCCAGCCCAGCGCAUGCCUUGCUGCAGGAAUGGACCUCCUACCCCGAGAGUACGGUCGGCAUCCUCAUAUCCAAACUCCGGGAGCUGGGGCGCCGAGACGCUGCCGACUUCUUACUGAAGGCCUCCUCCGUGUUCAAGAUCAACCUUGAUGGCAAUGGCCAGGAGGCCUACGCCUCAAGCUGUAACAGUGGCACCUCAUACAAUUCCAUUAGCUCGGUGGUGUCCCGGUGAGGGCAGCCUUGGCUUGGGCAGGGCCUUUAUGGACUGAGAUGCAAGGGUGGUGGUGGUGGGGCUCCCCAUCCUUCUCAGUACAUUCCUUCUGCUUCUGAAGACAUCCCCCCCAUCCUGUUCCUUGCUUCCCUACCUCCAUUCCCCUCCCUCUCACGCAUCCCCCAGUCAAGAGCAGACCACAUGCUUCGCUUUGGCCACGCGGGAAGCUAGCCCCCCUCCUGUCAGUGUUUUGGACUCCAUCUCUCGUUCUCUAAUACCUUGCUUCAUAUUCAUAAUUUUAUUGGAAUUCCAAACUUUUCAAUGAAAAAAAUUUAAAGUUCCUUACCAAUUAUCCUUUUUUAAAAAAGAAAAAGAAAGAAAGGAGCAGACAUUUAUCCACAAUGUGUAUUUCUUACCUUUUCUCUGCUGUAGCAGCUCCUCAGCCUAUCUCUUUUAUAUUUGUAGGAGAGGCUCCCAUGCCUGGACCCCACUGUAUGAUUUAUAAACAGACAGUAUGUGAGUGCCUUUUGCAGAAGAGAGUGUGUUGAAAUCGUCUGAGUCAGCCCGGCGCUGUCACCAAGGAAAUGCUACCUCUCUGUCCCUUGCUGUGCGCUGAUCAUCGCCAGAGGUGCUUCACUCUGAGUUGUUGGUUUUGGUUUGGUAUUCUUCCCCCCCCCCUUUUUUUUUCUAGGGAGGGGGCUCUGUGUUUCAUUUGGCAAGGAAAGAGGAAAAAGGAAUCCUCCCCCCAGAGUGUUCAUGGCCAGUGUUGCUGUAAGAAGACAUCUUUUAAGUUGCUUUUGUUAAGACAUCCAUGUGAACAUACAUGUACAUGAAACCUACCGACCGUCAUGCCUCACCGCUCCCUCCCAUCUCAGGUAGAAGGUUGACACAGUGUAGGGUUAUGGAGACCCGUGUUAAGAAUUCCGAAGACCCCAGCUCAUAAUCUGUGGCAGUCCGUUGUCAUUGGCGCAUAGCAGAUGGGUCCUAUGUUGAGAUCCUGGUUUGAUCACUUCCUGUACUUGAAGUCUGAAAGAGAAAGAAAAGAGAAGAAACAAGUUUUCUUGGGGUGAUUGAGAUUGUGAUCGAAUUCUAAAUCACUAUGAAGGAACAUGUUUUAAUUCUGUCCUGAGAAGCAUGUUACGUUACCGUAUCAUCUGUACAUAUAUAUAUGCACUAUGUAUAUACAUAUAUAUUAAUACUGGUAUUUUUACUUAAUCUAUAAGAUGUCGUAAAAGAAUUAAGUUUGUUUUUUUUCUUUUGUUUUAUAAAUAAACUGUUGCGUAUUGCAUUUGAU
Microtus oregoni (creeping vole) is the source of this 4393-nucleotide messenger RNA. Its product is annotated as death-associated protein kinase 1-like. The transcript is spliced from 14 exons. The annotation marks the transcript as partial. Gene Ontology annotation, biological process: MyD88-dependent toll-like receptor signaling pathway; positive regulation of canonical NF-kappaB signal transduction. Gene Ontology annotation, molecular function: TIR domain binding. Lineage: Eukaryota; Metazoa; Chordata; Mammalia; Rodentia; Cricetidae. The record is from RefSeq and is a predicted model, not a curated record.